GUCAUCGUCAGGUUAGGUAACAUAAGAAUAGAAAUAUCAGUGAGUGCUAGAUAGUGGAUAACCUCAAUUUUGGAAUUUUAAAAAUAUCGUACGUGCAACGCUAUUAUCCGAGUGCGUAAAUACGAAAUGUUUGGAAUACACCAUUUCUCUAAUGUCGCCUCGCGUAUUGUUGUCGUUCGAAGAAAUGGUGCACGAUUCAUAAGCUUUCUGAAAAUGAAAGAAACAUUCCAGCGAUUAGUAGGCAUGAACGCCAAUGAGUUACCGUAUGAACACGUCUGUCAAGUUGGCGAUCCUGUUUUGCGCGGUCGUACCAUGAAGAUAGAACCGGAAGUCAUAAGAAUGGCGGAUUUUCAAAAAGUAAUCAAGCGUUUGAUAAACGUUAUGCGGGCAUACGACGCGUACGGUCUAUCUGGGCCUCAAAUCGGACUACCCUGGCAAAUAUUCGCCAUCGAAUGUACGGAAAAAACUAUGAAGGGGGUCGAGGAGUCCGUCAGGAAGGCUCACGAAAUGAAUGUCGUUCCGAUGACGAUUUUUAUCAACCCCGAAUUGAAAGUUAUAGACUAUACACCUAUCACACUUUACGAGGAAUGCGCGAGCAUUCAGGGAUAUUCCGCUGCUGUACCUAGAGCCUACGAAGUAGAGAUUACUGCCCUGAACGCUUCCGCUGAACAGUUCACGUGGAGAGCACGUGGGUGGUCUGCUCGAAUAGCACAACACGAAUACGAUCAUUUACAAGGGAAGCUGUACAUAGAGAAAAUGGAUGUAAGAACAUUUCACUGUACGGCUUGGGACAAGAUUAACAAAAAUAAGGGCAAAGUGCGCUUGAGUUAUUGGCCAAAUAAGUAACACGUGUGUCGCAUACGGAUAAAUAUUUAAUUAAUUAUUGACUGAAAUAAAUGUACAGUAACUCAUAUUAAAAUUAAUGCACUUAUUCACGCGUUUUCCACUAUAUAUUUAUGAAACUGAUAGCCCAAUCAUUUUAUUGAAUAUUCUUGAAUUAACCAUUAGCAUUGUUUUGAAAGUUGGUUGUGAUUUCUCUCUUAUCAUAUUUUUAUAGAUAAAAUUUUAUAAACAGAUUUCAGAAUACAACAUCUACUCUUUAUUUAUAGAAUGAUGGUAAUUGUAUUUUUAUCUACAUUUUUCUUCUUCGAUCAUGUUCGAUGAAUGACAAGAUGAACUGAAAGAAUUAUUUUAUUUCUUUUCCUUGAAUAAAUAUUCAAAGAAGA
Molecule: messenger RNA, 1226 nt
Organism: Solenopsis invicta (red fire ant)
Lineage: Eukaryota; Metazoa; Arthropoda; Insecta; Hymenoptera; Formicidae
Product: peptide deformylase, mitochondrial
Exons: 3
Coding region: 127-846 (239 amino acids)
Biological process (GO): peptidyl-methionine modification; N-terminal protein amino acid modification
Cellular component (GO): mitochondrion
Molecular function (GO): peptide deformylase activity
Source: RefSeq, a predicted model, not a curated record